GGGCUUAAUAGGGUACCACAACGCCACGUGUAUUUCCUUUUUUCGUGUAUGUGUGGGGGUGUUAGUCUCUCAGUCGACCUCUCUAUUUCCUCUGUGUAUUGUCGGUUUAUGUGAAACUACUGCUGCUACGGAUAUGAGCAGACACAGCGCGAGAAAAGCACUUCCUUGGGUGAAGUGAUGACAAAUGUGAUCAUACUGUUGUUACUUACGAGGAGAAGCUAUGACAAAAAAAUUGGCACAAAAAUAAAAUAAGCAUAUUUGUUAUAAAACUUAUGUAAAUCUAGACUAAUAUGCUCUGUCGAAAUUAGAACCCUGGUUACACUAAAGCGAAUCUAAAGCGAACAGUCUCAAAUACAAACGAUUAAAAUGUUGAGCAAAAACAACAAAUAGCCCUUAUUCCAUCAAGUCGUAAUCGAUGGACCACGCUGCUCUAUACUUGUAUUUCUUGUACUUCUAUAUAUAUAUAUAUAUAUAGCUCUGCCGUUUUUAUAGAUUAUAGAAAUUGUUGUGUUUCUACUGUAAGUAGAAUUUUUUUACCUGUGUGUACUCUAUCAUAGUUAGUGUUCAAUGAAAGGAAGCGCUGAGCAUCGAUCCUAAAUGUGAGAUCCUAAGAAGAGAGACAGAAUUAUUAUAGCGUGUUCAUAGCACAGAACUAUCGAAGGUCAAGGAUAAGAUUAAAGGCUUCGACACUUCAUAGAUACACAAAUACCCGUUAUGCUACGUAGUGGACUGGGAAAAAAGGAAACUCAUCUCAGGUUCCGCUACAGAAGGACAACGUAAAUCUGAGUUGCGCACAGACAGACUCAGGAGAGAAUAUCAGAAAAAAAGAAGUUGUUUUAAGCUUUAAGUUAAAGCGGCAUUAUUCGUUUUAGUCGAAAAAUUUUCAUCAUCAAUAGAAAACCUAUAAAGCUUCUUAGCUUUCCUUCAAAUUAAUUAGACCAAUGAUUAAUUACAAUGAGACCGUCCUAACGCUGCAUCCAACAUUACCAUUAUUUUUUGUUGAGAACAGCUUCUUAUCAGUUGUUUCAGCUGCCUGGUUUGCCAUUCGCUGCUUUAUACUUUGUUAUUUGACGCUGUCGCAGCUGGCGCCGUGACGACAGCGCGGCAGCGCGAGGGUAUUAUUGACUUGCUAGAAUCGUUGCUGUCAGCGAACGCCGGGUGGUAAGGGAGACCUAUUGUACCAACGAUUCAUUGGUGCAAUUAUUUCUUUCAGGCGCUUUCUUACCACAGCAACAACAUCAAGUCACUAAUGGCCAUUUUGGUGGAAGUUUGCCGCCAUCAGAAAAUGUCAGUUAAUGAUUAGGGCUUAGAUCAUUCGAAAAUCGAAGAAGGCAACCAGCAAUGUUGUCUUUUCAUCGUGAAAGAGCAGAAGAAAUCGGAGGGCACUUAUAAAAAUAAAAAGCAUAUGAUACGGUGCGACUUAGGAUCUAUAUGUAGUUGAGAAAAUGAAAUCUUUUGUCGCCUCAUUGCGUAAAAUACCAACAGCAGGUAGCACCUUCUAUAUUAUGUGUUUUUAACGCAUUCCUAUUAAACCUAAACAAAAAGCAAACUGGAGCGAAAUAUUUUAUCAUGACUGCAUUUUUAUAUGGAAAUUAGCCAUAUCUAUCGAAUCAUUGUAAAAUAAUCUGUUAUAACAUCGUUUGUAAAUUUGUACGCUUUUUAGAUUUAAAGUUGGACAGUUGUUGGACUAAUAUUUGCUUUUUUUUGACCAUAUUAGCUAAUAAUUCAAGAUAACUAUAUGUAAAGAUACAAAAGCUAAAUCAUGGUUCGUGACCUGAGCGGACGUAUUUUAAAUUUCUUAUUCUUCGAAGCUUCGUUGUUUCAAGCAAGCCAAAUCAUGCAUUUGCUACUAGAGAACCAUUUCCCAUGAACUUAAUCAAAAUGUAAAUACUUUAUUAAGAUAUUAUCAAAAGGUUGUAGUAGGAUUCCUUCUUGCCUCGACUAAAUCAUAUAUUGCAACAAAAACUGACCUAGUAUAGGUCAAGUACAUGCAUGUCUUACACAGAACUACUGACAAACCAAACAUAUGCAACUGUCGGUGUCAAAGCGUCUACCGGCCGUUCACAAAUAAGACGUCAACGUGCUUUGUAUGCUUACCUGAUCGUAUGGGACUGCAGGUCACCACAGUUCGUAUAGUUUGGAAAAUACAAGUACGUCAUUACUACUUUUGGUAGCAGCUAAAAGAGAAUGCAGCCAAGAGACUAGUCAAUUCGAGGAUGGACAAACUGUCGCCAGCGUCAGCCAGUGCGCGUAGUAGGUCAAACUUCUGUGUCUGCCAUACUAUGCUGAGCCGCUUUCAACUUAACAAUCCUAGACAACAGCAGCCAGAUCUGGUGCAUUGACGUUGCACCGAAGAAUGAAAUGGGGGACGAUGUUCCUGAGUACGAAUUUACUAACGAGCUCCUGUAUUGACUUAACGGAACACUGCGCUAUUACGGACCACGCGAGCCCAGGCAACUACUGUACUAAAGUAAAAGUACUGAAGCGCUUUUACUUCGUCCGUGAAAUGUGACAGCUCUGUGAGUAGGGUGCCGAACGUGGCUUCCGAGCGUCUACCCCCAUUCAAGGAGCCGUGCAAUUCCAAGAACGACUGGUUGCAAAGAAUGCCGAGGUGCAUACGCGCAAGGCUCGACAAGUGGUUUCAGCAAAGGAAAGAGAUUCGGUUUAAGCUAACAUAACAAGCGCCACAGUGUUCAAAGAGCGGGACGAAAGUAGUAUAAGUUAUCGGAUAACCUGGUUACACCAAACCUUGGCCUGCUCUCAACUUGUACGGAGGAAACGCCGCGGGGUAGGGCCGGCACCCCCGCGGAGAACGCUAACGCAGUGCUCGUGAGAGCGUGUCGAGUUUCGAGACAUCAGGCGACAUUUCACUUGUCACGAGCAAGCGGCGUCCCCUCGAAUGCGGACGAACGACAAAUCGCAUUAGAUCAUAUCAUUAAUUUUAUAUGGAGAGCAGUAGUUACAUGUACAACAUCAAUGUCAUAAUUGAAAUUUAGUAUCGGAGAUUGGCCGUGUUGGUAACGGUUGCCAAAAUCAUCCAUCGAAAAGGUAGACGUAAAGCCACGUAAGGUAUAUCGACCUCGAAUUCUUUCGGACUUCGCCGUCAUCUCAGCAAAGCUAUAUGGUCCUCAAGCAUCUUUAAACAGAUCAAGGAGCUGGGACUACUAAAGAAGCUCGGCGAAAGCGCAGCAUCGGAGUGCGUCGGAGGUGUGCGGUGGUGGCCCAGGCCGAUAGGAGUGGUCCGGGAUGCAGACAAUCAAGUGUGUUGUGGUGGGCGAUGGAGCUGUGGGAAAGACCUGUCUGCUCAUAUCAUAUACCACCAACAAAUUUCCUUCAGAAUAUGUUCCAACCGUUUUCGACAACUAUGCUGUCACUGUUAUGAUUGGUGGGGAACCAUAUACGUUAGGCCUGUUUGAUACAGCCGGUCAGGAGGAUUACGACCGGCUCCGCCCUCUCUCGUAUCCGCAAACAGAUGUUUUUCUCGUUUGUUUUUCGGUAGUCAGUCCAAGUUCAUACGAAAAUGUGCGCGAAAAAUGGGUCCCCGAAAUCACGCACCAUUGCGCCAAAACGCCUUUCCUGCUGGUGGGCACGCAGAUUGAUCUACGGGACGACCAAGGCACGCUGGAGAAGUUAGCCAAAAAUAAACAGAAGCCUGUGUGCGCUGAACACGGGGAUAAACUAGCCAAGGACCUGCGCGCCGUCAAAUAUGUCGAGUGCUCAGCCCUUACCCAAAAAGGGCUGAAGAAUGUAUUUGAUGAAGCAAUUUUGGCGGCACUUGAACCGCCAGAAACGAAGCCUAAACGAAAGUGCGUACUUCUUUGAAUAAGACUUAUAGAUAGGAAGAGCCCUUCUACCCUCUCAGACACAGGGAACUAAGGACGAAAGGAAGACGUGUGUGAAGAAUAUCGUUCCGCCUCCACAAUUUUCACGCCCUCAUACAUUCACCCAACUCCCCAUUGCCCCGUUACGUCUGCUGUAACGAAAACAUCCAGCCUCGCCAUCCUUGCCUUCGGAUGAUGAGCACGUUAGCUGUUUGAAAGUACUAGCAACAACAGAAGCCAACAUUCAAUAGCUUACAUGGCAAAACCAAUUGCAAGCAACAAACGGCACACAGCCAACAAGUUAGAUACGUUUGAUUUCGGCCUUAACACAUGACCUUUAAGACAAACAUAAUCGGUGUCUGGAACGUCAUAUUAAGUAACGCACACACACACACACAUGAAGGACAGUUUGGCUGAAAUGCUCUCGGUGGAGCGACUGUCACUUCAGUCCAUCGAACUAUUGCAUAUGUUUAUCGAUUACUUGAGUACUACACAUGAAACAACGUCUCCAUGUAACAACGCCAUUCGCGUCGUUACAUGGCGCGUUAACCCGUUAAACUGAGCAACAAGUGUGCUGUAUCACGGUGCGAUGAUUUUUCGCGGCAAAUAACUUACGUAUGUAUGACGUGUUAUUACGUUAUUGGCCGUGCGUAGAGCUGGCAGUAGACUAUUACCAAACAAAAAAAAUAUAUAUAUGCGUGUGUGUAGGAUGGUGUGAGGCAGAAGUAAGAUAAUAACGAGUUAGUUGUUCCUUAUUCGUAUAUAAAGCAUGCUAUAGAACAUCUAGUUACUGCCAAAACAAUACCCGAGGUCCUAAGGACGUACAUCAGUACGCGUAAUCGAAAUUUUGGACGUGAAAGUAACCCACCGGCAUAUUCAUCACAUUUAUAUAGCUAGCAAGAAUUACCAAAUCAAUAACAAAAAAGAAUAACAUGAAAAGGGAACCCUCGACAAUAACAUGCAUAGAAUCAUAAUUGCUAUAUUGAGAAUAUUUUUUUUUCAUAAGAAGCUAAACAGCAUCACGCAGUACUAUUACCUAGUUCGAGUGCUUCAGUUGAAUUCAGUUUUAGUGAUAAGCCUUUGGGAAUAACAAGUCAGUGGCGGAAAUCGACUCGCCUACGGUUUCAUGCGUUUAUGGAAGAAAAGAGACGUUGUCUUAUGUAAGUACCUAUUGCUGUUCGCUAGUAGGUUAAAAUGCUGAUAGUAGAAGCAGUUUAAAAAUGCCUAACACUGAUUUGUUGAGACAUACUGAAGUAAAUAUUUGCCGCCGAAAUUAGUUGCCGUUAUUAGUAUUGUUUUUGGUUGUCGUCGACAUAAUAGCAAAGGUUCUGUUGAGAAAGGCUAAUGGCUAAAGCGUUUAGCUCCAGAAAGUCACGAGCACUGGCUGGAACAUUUUCUAUUUAUAAAAUUAUAUUGUCUAUCGAUUAAUAAUAAGAUUGGAAAUAAUGGACUGCGCCGCGGAAUCUUACCUAUUAUAGAGAUCCGCUAUACUAGCAUUGUUACUACUACUAAUAAUAAUGAUGCUAAUGGUAUCCUGAGCGUCAGCCUAACCAAAAUUAAACCAUAUAAAUAGUGAAGGGACAUAUAUAAAGAGGCUAAUUUUUUAAGUAUAGUUAGUAUCAAGUGUUGUACCCUGUUGACACUGUUGAGUGGUAUCAUGUUCUAGUUACACAGAUAAUUAUGAUGAUUAUUAUAUGAUUGACGACGAUGGCGACGAUAAUAAUAACAUCUAUCGUUGCUGAUAGCUGUCUAUGAUAUUUGGUUAGGCAACAAAAAUCGGAAAUUAUGGUAUAUGCAGCACGUUGUAUUACGAUUAUUACCAUUAAUAAGAAUAAUUAGGUAGUAUUAGGUUCUUAUUAUCAUUAUGACUUUUUUAAUGAGUGACCGCUGGGGGUAGUCGUAAAAUAAAAAAAAAAACAUAAAACUCAGCCCUUAGUCAUCAGAUACCAUACAAAAAAUAUUUAUUAUUGAUUGCCAAAUCGUAAUUUUACGAAUUUCGCUUGAACGACGCCUUUUUGAACUGACGACAAGAGAUGAACAGCACCACCAUCUACAACAAUAAUCAACAUGGUAGGACAUGAACUCCUUGUUCUAUUACCUUGCGAUAAAUAACAUACGGAGCUUGCUCGUUGACAUUUGCAUCGAUAGAGGCUUUCUGGUAUACAGACACACUUAUUAUGAAUUCAUGCUAGCGGUAAAACGAAACCUUCGAGUUGUAAUAUUUUCGAAUUUAAUAUAACGUUCCCCUAAUCAUUUAGUAGUUUCAGAUUAUUUAGAGGGCUUGUAAAGGAUCUUUCGAUGGAUGUAACAUCAAGAACAAGAGGCAUGAUUAAGUUUUCGAUAGCAAUAAGUCAAUCAUUAUUAUUAUCAAAUAGGAACCGUGUGAAGCGCUUGAGUAGAAAUUCCUGCAGACAGCAGAUGCUGCUAAACUAGAAUAAAAGGCAGAAGCCAGUAGAAGCCGAUGAAACUCAGUUACAAAAAAGUUGCGAGAUUAAAUCAGAGUUGAGAAUGAAACAUUUGGAUGGAUGGGUCUGCCGCCUUUUCCUAUGGUCACUGGCACCAGAACAUAGUACAUACAACUAUUUGUGCAUAGUAUCGAUUGACUGAAUGAGGGGAAACUUAAAUGGGAUGUAAGCAGAGCUUUUUUUGUCUGAAGCUAAAACGAAGAACGAGAGCCACUGUUUGAUUAUUGGAAGGCUGAACAUAAAUUACCUAGUCGGCUGAGCGUCAACAGUAACAAAUAAGAACACAAAUUAUAAAGUCCACGGUCUCCCAAUUAGAUCCCAACCAGCAGAGACACCUGAGUUUAUAAGCACGAAUGGCAUAAGAACAACAUACAAAUAGUGGGUACGGCGAAUGUGAGUGAAUAGAAUAAAGAAGUUUCAAAACGGAAAUAAUUAUAAGCAACUAAUUAAUUAAAGAGUCUUUUAAUAAAUAAAAGUGUUUCCUAUUUGCAUGAUGCAUGUCGUGUCUCAUCCACAAAAAUGUUAAGUCGUACUGUGAAGUGGAAUUCUUCUAUCAAAUGGAUUCGGUUACUUUUAAUAGGAAAUUAGGGAACAGUUUAGCUACCUGGAUACGGUGAGUGCCAGAGCAAUCCACUCAACAGACAGGCAGAUACGAGUGUACGUUAUUUCCGUACUAGUACACCGUGUAUGACUCUCGCGUACCUCUUUAUAACAUCAUGAUUAAUAAUAAAAUAAAUAAUUAUAAAUACAUUACUUACGUUACGUCAAACUUCAAAGAGGAAAAAAAUGUAGUGUGCAAACCUCUGUCGCUCGGCACCAUCGGCUAUAAAAACGCGUCUCGAGUUCAACGUUCUGUACCUAAGCAUUCCUUCAGACAGAUGGCUUUUCCAACAUUAAGCAAUGUGUAUUUAUCCUUGGCUUCGAAUUCGGACCACUACGUGCCCUCAGAUCUAACAGGCAAACUCUUUACACCGCACUAUCAUGAGGGUACCGUUGGCAGCACUGCUACUACCAUUUGUACUUGAUAAUAACGACAGACUGUAACAGCGCUAACAGUAGUUGUACGCUAGCAAAGAAUAACUUUAACAGCAGCAGAGAGACAGAACAAAUGUAGUAAUAACCUAAUAUAUAUAUAUAUAUAUAUAUAUAUAUAUAUAUAUAUAUAUAUGUGUGUGCGUGUGCGUGUGUGUUUGUGUGCGAAAAAAAACAACGCGGGCAGGAGAGUACCCAGCAGGUAAAGAAUGCUUGUAUGAUGUCGACGAACUGAAAAAGGAUUGAUUGGUCGUAUUAACAGUGACGCGACUGAUCCUGAUUACGAAUAAUGGAUUGAACUAGAUGAUCUAGGAGAAUGUGUAAUAGCGAAAAAUAUGUAAACGCAAGACAGGAGAAGUAUACAGAUGGGCGAAGUGCGAGGGACGUCGGCGCCGACAAGUGGGGGGUCACAGCAGAUGCCAACAUGGGAAAAUCGGGUGAGAACGAAAACAUUGCCAUUUUCACGAACGGCCAGCGUGUCAUGAAAAAAGGCCAAUAGGGACCUAAAUAGAGUUGAUAAGAUAUAGAAAACCGAACAGCUGCCUAGUAAAUGCUUAGAGAGACUUUAACGGCAGUAAAAUGGGCAAAGACAGAACUAGUGGAAAAGAGACCGGUAAGAGGGAUACAA
This is a messenger RNA of Varroa destructor (honeybee mite), 7946 nucleotides long. RefSeq names its product Cell division cycle 42 (gene Cdc42). The record is from RefSeq and is a predicted model, not a curated record. Lineage: Eukaryota; Metazoa; Arthropoda; Arachnida; Mesostigmata; Varroidae. Gene Ontology annotation, molecular function: GTP binding; GTPase activity. Gene Ontology annotation, biological process: small GTPase-mediated signal transduction.